Dovyalis caffra is the source of this 450-nucleotide messenger RNA. The record is from the annotation of a GenBank genome assembly. Lineage: Eukaryota; Viridiplantae; Streptophyta; Magnoliopsida; Malpighiales; Salicaceae.
AUGUUGUUGUCUUACGAUAUCCUUUGUGUUGAAGGAAGGAGUUUAGGACUGCGAAAAGGAUUGAGGCAUGCCAAAUGCUGCAACCCUGAAGGGAAGAGCAUCGCAAGAAACAGUACUAAAGAAAAUAGUGCAAGCACAAGUAAUCCCUUGCACCAUACUAUUAAAACUAGUGAAGGAGUCGUGGAUGCUUUUCGACCUACAAACCCUGGUCAUAGUCCAGUUGUUCAGGUAGAGGGAAGGCUUUUAAAUUCUGAAUUGUGCAAGAAAUGCUCAAAGAAUAAUGAUAACACUACUGAUCUGAAUGUGCCAGAAAAUGGUAAUCACGGUUUGGCAGCUGGUCAGGAGCAAACAAGUAAGGUCAACAAUCUUGAUGAUUUUCGACCCACAGAACCAGGCCACAGUCCAGCGACCACUUUUGUUGUAGUAGGAGGACUCAUCCCUCUUUCGUAA